Messenger RNA from Trichoderma aggressivum f. europaeum, 2367 nucleotides. RefSeq names its product CAZyme family GH92. Gene Ontology annotation, biological process: protein deglycosylation; glycoprotein catabolic process; protein quality control for misfolded or incompletely synthesized proteins. The transcript has 5 exons. Gene Ontology annotation, cellular component: nucleus; cytosol. The coding region runs from base 1 to 2367 and encodes 788 amino acids. NCBI's taxonomy places the organism in Eukaryota, Fungi, Ascomycota, Sordariomycetes, Hypocreales, Hypocreaceae. The record is from RefSeq and is a predicted model, not a curated record. Gene Ontology annotation, molecular function: carbohydrate binding; peptide-N4-(N-acetyl-beta-glucosaminyl)asparagine amidase activity.
AUGUAUUCUUCAUUAUUAUUAUUACCUUUGAUCCCGUCGUUGGUCAACUCAGCUGCGAUUCGUUCCGCUGACUUGGCUGGCUAUGUGUUGACCAGUACGGGGACUGUCAAUGGCGGAAACACUUUCCCCGGUGUUUCUCGACCACUGGGCAUGGUGAAGCUUGGUCCUGAUCUGUACUCGGGCACCGAUGCUUACUCUGGCUAUCUUUCCAAUGGCAACUUCACGGGCUUCACGAUGCUCCAUGAGAGCGGCACUGGAGGCGCGCCGAAGUACGGCGUCAUUUCUCAGAUGCCAGUUGUUGGAACUGUCGCGAACCCUCUGAGCGACGCCAUCAAUGACACUCGUGCCGCACCUGAUUUUACCGAGAUUGGCUACUACAAAGCAAGUCUUGGCUCUGGAACUGUCUUGGAAUUGGCGGCUACCAACAAGGCUGGCAUGUUUCAGUACACAUUCCCUAGCGUUGGCAAGGAUCUCAAUGUGCUUGUUGACGUGUCUCAUGUCUUGUCGUCCUACCGUGGCCAAGGGCUGGAGCAGCAUUUCUUAGGAGGUGGCAUUAAUGUCCAGCAAGACACCAAGCCCGGAUAUUAUUAUUAUACCGGCAACGGAACUUACAAUAAUGGAUGGAACAGAGCUGGCCCGUGGACGGUUUACUUCUGUGGAUAUUUCGAUGCUCCAGCUUCUUACAAAACAUUCAUUGGAACGAGCCUAAACUCGUCAACCUUGUCUGAAUUUUCCAACAAGACAAGCUACAGCUCCCAAACAGCAAGGCUCGGAGCCCUCCUCACAUUCCAGCAGCAAUCUGUCAUCUCCAGGGUUGGAGUUUCGUUCGUCUCCGAGACGCAAGCCUGUGCCAACGUCAAAGCCGAGAUUCCCCAGGGGACCAGUCUCGCGACUGUCCGCCAAGGAACUCGAGAUGCCUGGAACUCUCAAGUCUUACAAAAGGUGACAACAACCGAAACUAACGUCACCAAGCUGAACCAGCUUUACUCAGCUCUGUAUUUCAUGCAUCUACUCCCGACAAACAAGACUGGAGAAAAUCCUCUCUGGACCUCUAGUGAGCCUUACUACGAUGAUAUCUUCACCUUUUGGGACACUCAUCGAUGCACAACUUCGCUACUCCACGUCCUUCAGCCGGCAUACCAUGAAGAGCUUCUCAGAUCCAUGGUGGACAUUUACCGCCAUGAAGGCUAUGUUUCGGAUGCUCGCUCUUCAUUCUGGAAUGGCGCCGUCCAAGGAGGCUCCAACAGCGACAACGUCUUUGCCGAUGCGUUUGUCAAGGGUGUCCGUGGCAAAGUCGACUGGGAAGGCGCCUACGCUUCCAUGGUGAAGAAUGCUGAAGUCGUUCCACCUAACAACAAGGACCCACGAGAUCCUACGGGCUCAACCAAGGAGGGAAGAGGUGCUCUGUCGGAUUGGCUGAAAUAUGGCUACAUCACUCCUUCGUUUGGACGGUCUGUUAGCAGAGCUGUUGAGUACUCGGUUAAUGACUUUUCGUUGGCUACCGUUGCCAACGGCCUUGGACUUCAGAAUGACUUUCAAAAAUAUCUCAGCAGAUCACACAAUUGGCGUAAUCAUUGGAACACUAACAUGACUGCUCUCGGAUUCUCGGGCUUCCUUGGCCCGAGAAACACCAGCGGCUUCAUCUCUCAAAAUCCAAUCUCCUGCGGUGGCUGCUACUGGGCAGAUUACUACUACCAGGCUCUCCCGUGGGAAUACUCCUUCAAUGCCCACCACGACUUGGACACCAUUGUUCAGUACUCUGGCGGAGCAGAUACCUUUGUGCAGCGCCUCGAGAUGACCUUCCAACCCGGCGUCUACUCCGGCAACAGCGCCUUUGGCAGCACAAUCUUCAAUCCCGGAAACGAGCCCAGUUUCGCCACUCCAUAUCUGUACAAUUUCGUCAACAGACAAGACCUCGCCGUCAAACGAAGUCGCUUCAUCGCCAAAUCGUACUACAAGCCCACGCCAGGUGGCCUACCCGGAAACAGCGACGCCGGAGCCAUGGAGUCGUGGCUAUUGUGGAAUAUGAUCGGCCUGUAUCCCAUGACGGGCCAGACGACCUUCCUCAUCGGAUCUCCCUGGUUCACCGACCUGACCAUCUCCCUAGGCGGUGGCAAAACGCUCAAGAUCACCACCACCGGCGGCAGCGAAGAUGUGUACUAUGUUCAGUCGCUCAAGGUCAACGGCAAGGCGUGGAAUAAGAGCUGGGUGAGCUGGUACGACAUCUUUGCCAACGGAGGAACGCUCGACUUUGUGCUUGGUAGCUCGCCCGCGAACUGGACGACUGGUCCGACACCGCCGAGUCCUGGGAGUGCGAGCGCGGCGAAUGCGAGGAAGAUAUUGAUUGACAUGUCCAAGGCGAGCUAA